This is a messenger RNA of Notolabrus celidotus (New Zealand spotty), 6691 nucleotides long. It is a transcript of the gene pcdh19, whose product is annotated as protocadherin 19. NCBI's taxonomy places the organism in Eukaryota, Metazoa, Chordata, Actinopteri, Labriformes, Labridae. The record is from RefSeq and is a predicted model, not a curated record. Gene Ontology annotation, cellular component: plasma membrane. Gene Ontology annotation, molecular function: calcium ion binding. Gene Ontology annotation, biological process: homophilic cell-cell adhesion.
ACAUCUACUUUUGGGGAACAAUCAUCUUACACACGUCUUAGUGUUCAGACUUCUACUCUGUAAUUGCCCGUUGAGUCGUCCAUCUGCAGGAGAACAGGUAGUUGGCCGUGUUUCCUCGCCUGUACUUUGCCCCUCCCACCAGCAGCUCCAGCCCUCCUGUGUAACCCCUGAUUGGCUGAGGGGAUUGCGGGUCCUGAGACUGAGCGCUCGGCUCUAAGCUGUGCGUCCGCCAGUGUGCACCAGUGAAGCGAGAGGAGCGCUUGUUGGAGUCAACUAUAGACAGCCUACUGGCAACGAGUGGUGAUUUCUUUUUUCUGCCUCCACCAGGCUGGAUAUAGGCGUCUGUGCUUCUACUUUUGCUGCAGCCCAAAAUGCGUUUUAGAGGCGACAUGCACUAGACUCUGUCAUCUUUUACUGCCACUGGCUUUUGGCUACAUUUUCAUCGGAGUGUUUGUGUGUUGCAUGGACUAAUUAUCGGGAUACGUGCUGCCUUUUCCAAGUGAGAUACGAGGAAAUUAAUUAGUAAGUAAAAGCUUGAAGACUAUCGGAAGGGAUGAAAGACUAAAUCUGCUGGAAAUAAGAAAAAAGCUAAUCGGGACUUCAGUGAUGUGCUGAGACAUUCCUGCAAUUUCACCCUUGUUCUUUAGGCAGAGAUACCCGGACUUAAGCUGUUGAAUAAUUUUGUGACUGCAGAUUCUUGUACCUUUUUCAUCAGAUGAGCAGUUUUAGAGCACCGUAGCUGCCGGCUGAAGAGGAAAUAUUAUCACAGCGUGUACUGUGCCACACGGAGUGUGAUUUUUAUGCAGAAUGCGACUUAAUUGUUUCGCAGCAAGGAGGAGAAUCUAACGCGGACUUUUGAGCCUGAUCACUUCAUCUGAACGGAAGAUUUUUUUUAUUUUUCUGGACUUUUGCUGCUCCAAGGAAUUCUCAUUUUGUGUCCAUGCAGUCCGAGCGUUCGUCCUCCUUUUUGCGCACUUCAACAUGGACAGUUCAUCAUGUUUUGCCGCUUGAUAAGAGGUGCACGGAUUUACACGGCUAAAUCACUGUUGUGAGAAGAUUCAGCAUGUUUUCACUGAUCUGUUCUGUCCGCUGCAGCAGACCGGAGGAUGUGCUGCGCCUGAGAAGAGUCAAAUAGGCUGAGGCACUUGUAACAAUUCUAGCUUUCUCACCAUGAUUUAAUUUGCAUAAUACAAGAGCAAUUCGUCAGCCAAACACUUUUUCACCGGACACUUUAAUGAGAUGAUUCAUUUGGAACCCUUUUCCUCUUUGCUCUGACGUGCAUUCUUGUGCGUAAUAAUCAAGAUAUUUUAGAAAAACUCAACAGGUUCAAAGCAAAGCAAGGAAAUGGAAUUAAUACAACUGAUUUGUGUGUUCCUCUUGUUUUGGGUCGGGGCCGAGGCUGUCAUCAACCUGAAGUAUGGAAUAAACGAGGAGAUGAAGCCCGGCUCCGUGAUUGGGAAUGUGACAAAGGACGCGCUAAAGCAGGGAUUUCAGAUUGCACCGCAGCCCCCAUACUUAAGGGUUAUUUCUAAUUCUGAGCCGCGAUGGGUGGAACUGAGUCCAGCCGGAAUUCUUACAACCCAAAUGAAAAUAGAUCGGGAUGUAGUCUGCAGACAGAACCCCAAGUGCAUUAUUUCCCUAGAAGUGAUGUCAAACUCUAUGGAGAUCUGUGUCAUCAAAGUUGAGAUUGAGGAUUUGAACGAUAACGCACCCAGAUUCCCAACGAGCCACAUUGAUAUUGAGAUUUCUGAGAACGCCUCCCCUGGUACCAGGUUUCCCCUAGAGGGGGCAAGCGAUCCGGACUCGGGGAUCUUUGGAGUGCAAUCGUAUUCCAUCACCCCAAAUGAGCUUUUCGGACUGGAAAUAAAGACCAGAGGGGAUGGGUCCAAAAUAGCAGAGCUUGUCGUGCAAAAAUCUUUAGACAGGGAGACACAGUCCCACUAUUCGUAUGAAAUCAGUGCAGAAGAUGGAGGAGACCCUCCUAAGAUAGGCGCGGUCCAGUUAAAUAUCAAGGUGAUAGAUUCCAAUGACAACAACCCUGUUUUUGACGAGACGGUGUAUACAGUGAACGUAAUGGAGAAUUCCCCCUUAAACACUUUAGUCAUAGACUUAAAUGCAACGGAUCCUGACGAGGGCACUAAUGGAGAGGUGGUGUACUCGUUCCAUAGUUACGUCACCGAGAAAACGAGGGACGCGUUUAAAAUUGACCCCAGAACCGGGAUCAUCACCGUGAACGGGGUUUUGGAUUAUGAAACAGCGCAAAUCUAUGAGAUCGACGUCCAGGCAAAAGAUUUAGGUCCUAACUCUAUUCCAGCUCACUGCAAAGUCACUGUGAACGUGAUGGACACGAACGAUAACCCACCUGUCAUCAGUUUACUCUCCCUGAACACGGAGAUGGUGGAAGUUAGCGAGAACGCGCAGCGCGGGUAUGUCAUCGCGCUGGUGAGGGUGUCAGAUAAGGAUUCUGGGGCAAACGGUAAAGUGCAGUGCAGGCUGCAGGGCAACGUGCCAUUCAGGCUGCAAGAAUAUGAGAGCUUCUCCACUAUACUUGUUGAUGGCAGGCUGGACAGGGAGCAAAAGGACACGUACAACCUGACUAUCCAAGCGGAGGACAGUGGCAUCCCUCCUUUACGCGCCACCAAAUCUCUGGUUGUCAAAGUCACAGAUGAAAAUGACAACCCUCCCCACUUCCUCAAACCGCACUAUCAAGAGAUGGUGAUGGAGAACAACCUCCCUGGCUCCUGUCUGCUGGCUGUGUCAGCAGAAGACCCGGAUCUGGGCAUGAAUGGCACAGUUUCCUACUCUAUAGUCCCCGGUGAGAUUAAGCACAUGGAUGUAAACACAUAUGUCAGCAUAAACCCAUCAGGCCGCAUUUAUUCCAUGAGAUCAUUCGACCAUGAAUACACCAGGACUUUUGAUUUCAAAGUUUUGGCUAGAGACAAUGGUAACCCCUCUUUAUCCAGCAACGCCACUGUGCGUAUUGUUGUCCUGGAUGUGAAUGACAACACACCUGUUAUGACAAACCCUCUGGUUAAUGGCACAGCGGAGGUAUCCAUCCCCAGAAACGCUGGAGUUGGAUACAUGGUGACCCAGGUGAAAGCAGACGACUACGACGAGGGGGAGAACGGGAGGCUGACCUACACCAUCUCGGAGGGGGACAGGGCUUUCUUCGAGAUCGACCAGGUGAACGGAGAGGUGCGCUCCACUCGGAUGUUUGGAGAAAACGCCAAAUCUACAUACGAGAUCACGGUGGUGGCGCGGGAUCACGGCAAGCCCUCCCUGUCUGCCUCGGCCUACAUUGUGGUGUACCUCUCCCCGGAUCUGAACGCACAGGAGCCUAUCGGACCUGUCAACCUGUCCCUCAUCUUUAUCAUCGCGCUGGGCUCUAUCGCAGCCAUCCUGUUUGUCACCAUGAUCUUUGUGGCGGUCAAGUGCAAGAGGGAUAACAAGGAGAUCCGGACUUACAACUGCAGGGUGGCGGAGUACUCAUACGGCAACCAGAAGAAGUCCAGCAAGAAGAAGAAGCUGAGCAAGAACGACAUCCGCCUGGUGCCGCGAGACGUCGAGGAGACGGACAAGAUGAAUGUGGUGAGUUGCUCGUCUCUCACCUCCCCGCUCAACUACUUCGACUACCACCAGCAGAGCCUGCCGCUGGGCUGCAGGCGCUCCGAGAGCACCUUCCUCAACGUGGAGAACCAGAACUCGCGCAAUGCCGCUCCCAACCACGGCUAUCAGCACCCAUUCACUGGGCAGGGCCACCAGCAGCCAGACCUCAUCAUCAACGGCAUGCCGCUGCCAGAGACGGAGAAUUACUCCAUUGACUCCAGUUACGUGAACAGCAGAGCCCACCUCAUUAAAAGCACAUCGACAUUCAAAGACCUGGAGGGGAACAGUCUGAAGGACAGCGGGCACGAGGAGAGCGACCAAACCGACAGUGAACACGAUGUCCAGAGAGGACACUAUGUUGACACGGCUGUCAAUGACGUGCUGAACAUGACCGUGCCCCCUAAUGUUUGCCAGCUGCCAGACCAAGAUCCCGGCGAAGGCUUCCACUGCCAGGACGAGUGUCGCAUCCUCGGCCACUCUGACCGCUGCUGGAUGCCUCGAGUCUCCAUUCCGGCACGCGCCAAAUCGCCAGAGCAUGGCCGCAAUGUCAUUGCCUUGUCCAUCGAGGCUACCACAGUAGAUGUGCCACACUACGAGGACGGCACCACCAAGAGGACUUUUGCCACCUUUGGCAAGGAUGGGCCCGAGGACGUGGAGCGGGGCGAGUUUAAGGGAAAGCGGACUCAAGAGUCGCAGGUGUGUAGCCCCAAGGCCAAUGGAGGGGCUAUUCGUGAAGCUGGCAACGGGCGUGAAGCAGCCAGCCCCAUCACUUCCCCUGUGCACCUGAAGAGCCCCGUGUCCAAGCCGUCGUCUGCCUACAACACGCUGAAAUGCCGCGACGCAGAGCGCAUCGCCAACCACAGCCUGCUGCGGCAGCCUGAGGGGAAGGACAGUGAGCCGGCCGUGAGGGAGAUCAACACACUCCUCCACGAUGGCCGAGACAAGGAGUCCCCCAGCAGCAAGCGCCUGAAGGACAUAGUGCUUUAGCGAGCUUCUCUCUGACACGUACUAUCAUGCACACACACAAACAGUGUAAACUCACAUUUAUGUACCCCGCAAUAGCUGUGUGUACACAGAGGAAAGUCAAGCUGACACACCCAUUUUGCAGUAUACAAUAUUGAAGAAGCAGCCGGGCUGAGGAUGAUGAACUGUAGUAUGCUGCAGCUAGUUGUGUGCUCAUGCCGAGGUAGUGGAUGUGGCUUUGUCGUAGUCGCAGUACUUUUUCCUUGUUUGCUUUUUGUUCAGUUUUGGUUCUCUGAGUCUGCAAUGAGUGCAAGGCAGGUCACUGUCAACUGCAUGGACAUGGCGAGCGGAGCUCUCCAGCCUUCUCCAGCGCCAAAGCAGGACACUACGUGUUUGGACACCCCAGGUGCCAAUUCUUAAGUACAGUUAUGCCUUUUGAACUACUUUUGUAUCACAAACUGAUAUUUGCCUUCUUUGGUUUUUGCAGUUUGUUCUAGCUGCCAAAAUCGCUCUUUGUUCCUUUGUAUAGUGGGAUUCAUCAGUGUAAUAAAUGACAGCAGACACACAGGACUCAUCUAAAAAUACCCUCCAUUGUACUCCUUCAACAGUUUUCAAUGCAUUCAGGAGAGGCAAAGGGAGGCCUCUGCCUCAUUUUGCCCUUUUUCCUUGGCUAAUAAGAGAAACUUUCUCUGCGUAUCCCUGAGGACGUCCUAGUGUCAUCAGACUGUGAGGUCUUUACAGUAUUUAUAUUUUAUCAAGGAUGGAGCUAAAUGAACUCUUGCUAUCUGCCCAGCCGCUGUGAACACUGGAAGUGGGACAGACACAUCCUUGUGUUCAAAUUGAGUUGUAUGAAAAAAAGACUUACUGCUUUUGAAAUCUCCUGUGCCCAACCUUGAUUGUAGCCAGUGGAGCACAAAUUAGAACUUUGUGCUCUGGUCUUGUACUUUUUUUGACUUUUGACUAUGGGGCUAGGAUAGAAGGGAUCGUCACUCAUGUCUUGCUAUGUGAAACUCUCCAUAGGGUUUACUAUUAUCAUUUUUAAUAACCCGUUGUUAUGUGACAAUCCCUUUAAUGUUUUGUUUCAAGAGAAAAAAUGAAUAAACAUUGGUGUUCAACUGAAGCUACAGUAGCGUUUGUUACACAAACACAAAAAUGAAAAAAAACAUAUAUGCCAAAAUAUAUUUUAUAAAUAAUUUAAAAAUGUAUAAUGAGAAUAUUUAAUGCUGUGUAGUUAUUUUAUGAGUAAGUUAUACUUGAAAUUAACUUGCUUUUGUUCAUUUGUCUUUUUGCUUUUAUAUUGAACCUGAUUUAUUUUUCUUUAUUUUCAAAAUGAACUUGGAUUAUGAUUUUUUUUUAAGUGUGACCCCUGGCUACUGUUGCAGUCUACCUUGUUGUAAAGAGUUUCUUAUUGGUCAGUUCUUGUGCCAUCAAGUUUCUGUGUGGGCUACUAAAAAAUGUAUAAAAAAGACAAAAAAAAGAUCAACAACAAAAAAAGCGAUAUCAGCACCAACAUUAGUGUGUCAGUUCAACGAGCUUAGAGUGAGAUAGCAAAAGAUACCAAAAAAGAUGCAAACAAAACCUUAAAGAUUGCAGGAUGUUGCUUCAUCUAAGUAUCUAAGGAGGAGAAUAAAAAGGUUCCCAAGCUGGUAUACAGGGUUCCACCUACCUUAUAUAUCUAAGUUGGAUUCCUAUUGGGCCCAGUCAUGUUCAAACAAGACUUUUUUAGCUACAACUGAGGGCACUUGGGCAUGCAGGCGUGCUUUUGUCAGCACUGCUGUCAUCUGUGUUCAGUUGAUCUUGAUGCUAAAGUUUGGAGCAUAGUGCUACAAACAGGGCUCUCCCCUUCCUACAAACACCACACAGCACACCGGGUGGAAUCAUGUUUGAGUGAGCUAAGGUCUCAGAAGAACCAUGUUGCACAUCAGCAAUGUGGUUUAAUGUUGCUUUGCAGUAAACUAUGUACAAUGUGGAAAAAUAUGAAUGACAAUGGACAAAUUGCAUACAACAAACUAGAUCUUGUAGCUGAAUGUUUUGCUGGUCUCACCCAUGGCUUCUGGCAACAUGAAAAUCGGAAUAAUCACUGAAUGUAUACAGCAGCUUAUAAUUAAACUAUUAAAUGUCA